Messenger RNA from Cryphonectria parasitica EP155, 2706 nucleotides. RefSeq lists its product as uncharacterized. The annotation marks the transcript as partial. NCBI's taxonomy places the organism in Eukaryota, Fungi, Ascomycota, Sordariomycetes, Diaporthales, Cryphonectriaceae. Gene Ontology annotation, cellular component: cytoplasmic stress granule. The record is from RefSeq and is a predicted model, not a curated record. Gene Ontology annotation, molecular function: RNA binding. Gene Ontology annotation, biological process: cytoplasmic stress granule assembly. The transcript is spliced from 3 exons.
GGCAGCAGGUCCGGCUUCCAGACCGACAGCAGCAUCUCGAGCGGCCGUCUCGGCGACAGACGCGAGCUCCAGCGAUGGGAUGCCGGAGACGCCACCGGCAAUGGACUUGUCGAUGGCGGGCUAGAGGACUCUACAGACAGCCACAAGCCCUGGGACCAGUUUGCUGUCAAUGAGAAGAAAUUUGGCGUCCAGUCCGACUACGAUGAGAACCUCUACACCACCCCCCUCGACCGCAGUCGUCCUGAUUAUAAGGACGCCGUCGCGCGUGCCGACCGACUGGCUCGCAAGAUCGAGGGCAGCAACGCCACCUCCGCACAUGCCGCCGAGGAGCGCAUGAUGGACCACGUCGCACAGGGCGAUGAUGGUGCUGAUGAAGAGGACAAAUACAGCGGUGUCAAGCGAGCGGACUUCCCGCCUCUCGGCAGCCAGGCUACGAACAAGUACACGCCGCCAGCACGACGAGCGCCGACCGGAUCCGCUACCGUCAAGGGCGCCCCUGUUGAUCCGGCCAUCAUCUCAUCGCAGCUGCGAGCUGCCCCAAACAACACGAGCAGUAGACAGACGACGUCCAGGCAGGACGACACCAAGAGCCCUGUCAACAGCAACAAGGCCCCCCAGCCCCAGAAGUCCUCAGAGACCACCAAGCCUGCCGAGCCCACCAGCAAGGAGGAGGCCAAGCCCGUAGAGGGCGCAAUCAAAGCCCAGUCCGACGUCAAACCAGCCGAAAAGCCAACCGCAGCCCUGCGGUCGUCCCUCACCGUCACUCGAAAUGGCGCGGUUGCCGCCAAAGAGAACCAACCAAUAGAGAAGGAGGUUCUCGCGGCUUUCAAGUCAUUUGGUGAUACACAGCGGCAGAUCCAGAAGGGCAAGGAGAAGGCUGCCAAGAGCAAGAAGCUGGAUGAGCUCAAGGCGUUUGCGGCCAAGUUCAAGCUGGGCACGCCCGUGCCCAAUGACCUGAUCGGCAUCAUCGCCAAGGACCCCAAGAAGCAGCAGGAGAUUCAGGACAAGGCUCGCAAGAACGCCGAGGAGGUGCAGCGUGCCAAGGACGAGGCCAAGAAGGUCGAUACAAAGACCCAACAGGGCGUUGCUGCCCCCAAACCGGCGCAGUCCAAGUCGUCGGAGCACGUGCCCGCUUCUUCGUCUGGCACUGAGACUCCUGCCUCGGCAACCGAGAGCCGGACCACAUCCCGUCAGGGUCCUGCGCAGCCACAGCACGCGAGUGCUGGCAGCGCUGCGGGCGCCAACCGCCACCCUGGCAAUCGUCAGUCUUACACUCCAGGCUCGUACCAGCAGCAGUACCGCGGCGAUCGUGGACAAGGCCAGAACCUACCACGCCACAACCAGCAGGGCAGCCAUCUGGCACAGCACCUGCGCAAUGGCGAGCAGCAGAGGAUGAUGCAGCAACCCCACCGCAUGGCGCCAGACGCGCGCAUGCCUCCCACCGGACCAGCCGCCAACAACAUGGGCCCAGCCUUUCCACCCCGCCACGCCGGCGUCCCGCCAGGUCACAUGGUCCCAGGUCCCAGGCUGAAUCCCAACACACAAGAGUUCAGGCCCAAUGCGCAGCCCUUUAUCCCCGCAGGACCCAGUGCUGCCUCGAGCCCCCGCUCAGCAAUGAACAAUGUGGCUGUUGACCACCACCAGCAGACCGCCACCCCGCCUGUCCUGACCGUUGUCAUCCGCCGCAAGAUUAAGCCGAUCGACAUCAAGAAGUGCUUCAUCCUCAGCCACGUCCAGUCAUUCAAGGCACCUCAGACGAACAAGCCCGCGUGGGAGGAGAAUGGUGGGCUGCGGCCGGCGUUCGACACGCUGCCGACGUGGAAGUCCAUUCGGGAAGAGGACAGCAAGGAUAAGAUCAGCUACAAGCAACUCUUCGACCGACCACCAUAUACUACCACGAUGGCCACGCCCAACCCGGCCCCCGUGGUACCUCAGAUACCGCACCAGCACCAGCUCCCCUUCCACCUGCAGCAGGGGGCACAGAACGCGGGUCCUCGGCAGUCGCCACACAUGCCACCCAUGCAGAUGCACGGCGGUGGUCACCCUGCUCAUGGUCCUCAUAUGCCAUUUAACAACGGCGAGGACGGCACCAGGAUGAUGCACUCGAACUCGGCACAGUCGUACGCAUCUCCGCGACCAGGACAGGUCCCGAUGGCCUAUCCUAACAUGAUGAACUCACCUUCUCAUAUGCCCUACUCGCAGCCUGUCAUGCCUGGCUUCAUGGGCCCCGGCGCGCCACCGAUGGGAGGCCCGCAGAUGCGCAACUUUACGCAGAACCCACAAUACAUGCCACAGCAGCAUGGACAGAUGGGACCGCCCAUGAUGAUGGGGCCAGGCUACAUGGCGGCCCCCUCGCCCAUGAUGCAGGGCACCCCGCAGAUGCCGAUGGCCUACCCAGGGGCCCACCCUAACUUUGUGCCUCCCGGACCCGUACCUCCCCAGGCCAUGCAAGGUGCCAACGGAUACCCGAGCCCCGGACGGCCAGCUGCUCCGAUGAUGGCGCAUCAGGGCUCCCAGCAGGGUCAGCACAUGUACGGGAUGAGCCCCGGUGCCAUGCCUCAGUACCAACAGCCCGUGUUCACGCCUCAGCAGCCAGGCCAAAUGGGUAACAUGAGAGUACACAACAACCCUGGACCCCAGCAGCUCGUCGGCACGAGUCCCCAGCAGGUGCACCAACACGGACCCCAGCACCGAGGUAACAACUUU